GUGCUGUUGUAAUUAAACGUUCAGAACCGAUCUUUAUGAAUCGUUUAAAGUCUUUUUGAAGUCUCACCUAUUUGUGAAAAUUGUUUGUGCAAUUUCAAGUGACAACAACAUAAAAUUCUCAACAAAAUACAUAAAACAGUUGAAACAAAAACAAAAAAAUUGUUUUUCCUCUCAAGAAUUAAUUUAAAUGAAAACAUUGAUGAUAAAUUUGAAUAUCAAAGAUAUCAGUGAAACCUUUUCGUAUUCAAAAGCAAAAACUUUUUUGAUAAAAACCAUCGAUUUAAUCCUGUUAUUAAUUGCUGACCGUUGUCGAGAGUGUAACGAGAUGUCAAGAAUCACAAUGAGUUGUUAUGCUGCAGCUAAACAUCCCCAGACAGGCGAGAAGGGUACAGUCGCUCGGAAUUACACCGGUAAAGGGAAGAAGCAUCCCAAAAACUAUGAAAAUUCUGAGGCUUUAGUUGAAUUGGACAAGUACAAUGGGAAGAUGAUGUUUUCUAUUUGGGGACUUUACAACAGAAACUCUCCUCAUAACUUCAAAAAGCAGAAUGCAGAGAACGUGAAGUCCUUUAAAGAACAAGAGACAAAUGUGGCUGAUGUCAAAAUGUCUUUUGUUCAAUUUUCGAUUCCACAACUGACCGGAAUCGUAUCGGUUGAGGUGAAGAAGCCGAAAACCACUUUGGAAAAGCUCGAGAAUCUCAUGAACUUUCCCAAUUAAACUUUUUGCUCAAAUUGCAACGUGCUGAGAUUAACAAAGAAUUUUCUUUAAUGUUUCUUUUAAAAAUUAGAGUGUGGAUGCAAAUGUAGAGACAUUUAGAAUGAUGAAAUGUAAUUUUAAUAUCAAAAGCAAUAAGAAAGACAUCCUGGAAAGAAAAAUGAUUACUAAACGAAAAAGUUUUUGAGCAAGAACA
Molecule: messenger RNA, 908 nt
Organism: Clunio marinus
Lineage: Eukaryota; Metazoa; Arthropoda; Insecta; Diptera; Chironomidae
Source: the annotation of a GenBank genome assembly